This is a messenger RNA of Nicotiana attenuata, 759 nucleotides long. Its product is annotated as 60S ribosomal protein L21-2-like. Gene Ontology annotation, biological process: translation. Gene Ontology annotation, cellular component: ribosome; cytosolic large ribosomal subunit. Gene Ontology annotation, molecular function: structural constituent of ribosome. The record is from RefSeq and is a predicted model, not a curated record. The transcript is spliced from 2 exons. Lineage: Eukaryota; Viridiplantae; Streptophyta; Magnoliopsida; Solanales; Solanaceae. The coding region runs from base 73 to 567 and encodes 164 amino acids.
AGUUUGCCAAGUAGGGUUUCACUUACUCUCUGCGCACACACACACACACACAGCGGAGAGAGGCGGAGGAAAAUGCCGGCCGGUCAUGGAUUGAGGUCGCGUACGAGAGAUUCAUUCUCUCGUGCAUUCAGAAAGAAGGGUACCAUCCCACUUUCAACCUACUUGAGAAUUUUCAAAAUCGGGGACUAUGUUGAUGUCAAAGUUAACGGUGCUAUUCACAAGGGAAUGCCGCACAAGUUCUAUCAUGGUCGUACUGGCCGUAUCUGGAACGUCACCAAACGCGCCGUCGGUGUAGAAGUUAACAAGCAGGUUCGUAACAAAAUCUUAAGAAAGAGAAUCCAUGUGAGGAUUGAACAUGUUCAGCUUUCCCGAUGCACUGAAGAAGUCAAAGAAAGGAUUAAGAGGAAUGACCAGCUAAAGGCUGAGGCCAAGGCUAGAGGAGAAGCUAUCAGCACGAAAAGGCAACCCCUGGGACCCAAACCAGGUUUCAUGGUUGAAGGCGCUACAUUGGAGACUGUUACCCCCAUACCAUAUGAUGUGGUUAACGAUUUGAAGGGAGGCUAUUGAUUUUUCUCUGUUUAUGAGCCGGUGAUUGUUUAUGUGCUUUUAUGAAAUUUAAAGACAGGAUUAGUUUUUGGUGUCACCUCAGACCCUGCUUUUUAGUUAUAAAUUUUGUUUACAAUAUCAGUUGAGGACUUCAUCGAACUUGUUGGCUCUAAAUGGAAGUGCAGAAUUAUCUAUUACUACUAGAUUCUAUCC